This is a messenger RNA of Drosophila serrata, 1757 nucleotides long. It is a transcript of the gene spn-B, whose product is annotated as X-ray repair cross complementing protein spindle B. Gene Ontology annotation, cellular component: Rad51C-XRCC3 complex; replication fork. Lineage: Eukaryota; Metazoa; Arthropoda; Insecta; Diptera; Drosophilidae. Gene Ontology annotation, biological process: double-strand break repair via synthesis-dependent strand annealing; telomere maintenance via recombination; resolution of mitotic recombination intermediates. Gene Ontology annotation, molecular function: ATP binding; ATP hydrolysis activity; ATP-dependent DNA damage sensor activity. The record is from RefSeq and is a predicted model, not a curated record.
CCACUGUAUGGCCGAUUGACCUAGUUUUAAAAUGGCGCCAACAGCUGAUUGAAUGCAAAAGCCGGUCUCUGAUUUGUUUAUUUCGCAAAUCGUCGCUGAUUACUCAGCUGUUUGAUCGAUACUACCCCCGCUUCGGUGCGAUUCCCGAGGUGUUGAAACACCUUUCGUGUGGGCCAGGCCAUCAAAUCACGCAAUCCCAUCGAGGACAUGCCAUCACACACUCCUUGGCGGAGCCGCGGCGAUGACAAACUUUCUGGAUCAGUUGCCUCAGCACAUCAGGGAAAUCGCGGAGCAAGUUAAUGUCCUGGCACCGGAGGAGGUGCUGACAACCCCGAAGGUUCGCUUCCUGGACACGCGUUCCAAAUCGCUGCACACGCUGGUCCGUAAGUGCACGCCGGAGGAUGUGCGGGUGCUCAAGGAUGCAGCGGCCAAGUGGCUGGCAGAGCUGCCACAGUCAGCCGACUCCCUGUUCAAACCGCUGGCCAAUGUGAGAUGGUCGCGCAUCUCCUUCGGCUGUUCAGCUUUGGAUCGGUGCACUGGCGGCGGUGUGGUCACUCGAGGCAUCACCGAACUCUGUGGCGCUUCGGGCGUGGGCAAGACGCAGCUCCUACUCCAGUUGGCCUUGUGUGUCCAACUGCCCACCGCUGGGGGACUGGGCAAGGGUGUGGCCUAUAUUUGUACGGAGGAUGCCUUUCCGGCGAGAAGGCUGCUGCAGAUGAGCAAGGCCUGCGAGAAGCGAUAUCCCCAGGAGAAGCUGAACUUUCUAGGCAACAUAUUUGUAGAGCACCAUUACGAAACGGAACCUCUGCUAAAUUGCGUAAAGAAUCGGCUGCCCCGCCUGAUGCAGCAGCAUGGCAUUGGCCUAAUCAUCAUUGAUUCCGUGGCGGCUAUCUUCCGGCUUUACACCGAUUACCUGGAGCGAGCCCGGGAGAUGCGUCGUUUGGCCAAUGCUCUGCUCACUUAUGCUGACAAGUACAAUUGCGCUGUGGUGUGCGUGAAUCAGGUGGCCUCCAGUGCCGUGAAGGAGGAGAUACCCUGCCUGGGACUGCAGUGGGCCCAUCUGGGACGUACUCGCUUGAGGGUGUCACGUGUACCCAAGCAGCAUAGGGCAGGAGAUCAGUUGCUGACCGUGAGAAAGCUGGAGAUUCUCUACUCCCCGGAGACUCCCAAUGAUUUCGCCGAGUUCCUUAUUACCGCCGAGGGCGUGGUCGAUGUUCCUGAGCAGCAGUUUACCCGCCCGCCAGCCAAAAUGCGCCGCCUGUGAUCGAUUGAAUUUUAAUCUGUUUAUUUUGUUUUCCAUAUUCUUUUUGUUUUGUUUAAUUUGUUUGAAUUUAAAAUGUGUAAUGGCGGAUUCUAUUCAGCCAUUAUAAUUUGAUUCUAUUUUAAUUUAAUUUAAAGGAAUUUGCAAAGAGUUAGGAAUUUCUUUACUUACAAAGAAAUGUAUUACUUUAAGAAUAAGCUCUUUUUAAGUAUAAAAACUAUAAAUAUAAGAAAAGGAAAAGAAAAAAAGAAAGAUAAGAAAAGGACAUAUCAAUUAAUGUAUUAAUUUGUACAGUUUGGUUUUAUUAAAUUCAUUUUAAAGAUUUUAUUUUAAGCUGAGAAAGUUGUCCUUCAAGUUUGUCCCAAAAUUUAAUUGUAGUUAAUUGCGAAAUUCCUUUAAACUAUAUUAUUAUAGAAUCUUUCCCGGGGCUAUGUCAUUCUCAUUUGUUGCCUUACUUAAUUUUGUACAAACACUCAAUAAAUAUGUUUCAUUCAAA